Molecule: messenger RNA, 2218 nt
Organism: Hemibagrus wyckioides
Lineage: Eukaryota; Metazoa; Chordata; Actinopteri; Siluriformes; Bagridae
Gene: rragca
Product: Ras-related GTP binding Ca
Exons: 7
Coding region: 205-1347 (380 amino acids)
Biological process (GO): regulation of autophagy; positive regulation of TOR signaling; cellular response to amino acid stimulus
Cellular component (GO): Gtr1-Gtr2 GTPase complex; lysosome; nucleus
Molecular function (GO): GTP binding; GTPase activity
Source: RefSeq, a predicted model, not a curated record
AAGUAAAGCUUUCGCUACAGAGAAACAUUGGGGAAGACGAAUGUGUCUGGGCGACUUUGUUCUCUAUUAAUAGACAGGGAGGCAUUUUGUGCUUGUUCAUGCUACACUGUGUGUGCUAGAUGUACAACAGCCGUGUGGUAAAGCACAUGAGUGUAGAGUAAAGGGGUGGGGGAUUUUCGGGGAGAAAGCGUCGCUUGGGUCAAGAUGUCGAUUCAGUACGAAGCGCUGGCAGACAGCUACGGGGUGGCCGACUCGUUCCCCAAAGAUUUCGGCUAUGGAGAAGAGGAGACCGAUAUGGAGGACAGUCCAGCACCCUCCGACAGCAAGCCGAGGAUACUACUGAUGGGCUUACGAAGGAGCGGGAAGUCCUCCAUUCAGAAGGUCGUGUUUCAUAAGAUGUCCCCCAAUGAGACCCUGUUUCUGGAGAGCACGAAUAAAAUCUACAAAGACGACAUCUCCAGCAGCUCUUUUGUCAACUUUCAGAUCUGGGAUUUUCCUGGUCAAGUAGACUUUUUUGACCCGACCUUUGAUUAUGAGAUGAUCUUCAGAGGAACCGGAGCAUUGAUAUUUGUCAUUGAUGCACAGGAUGACUACGUGGAGGCUCUCGGCAGACUCCAUUUAACGGUAUCUCGGGCCUAUCGCGUUAACCCUGAAAUCAACUUUGAAGUGUUCAUCCAUAAAGUUGACGGCCUAUCUGACGACCACAAAAUUGAGACACAGAGGGAUAUUCACCAGAGGGCUAAUGAUGACCUGGCUGAUGCCAGCUUGGAGAAACUGCAUCUUAGCUUCUAUUUGACAAGUAUCUAUGACCACUCUAUAUUUGAGGCAUUCAGUAAAGUGGUUCAGAAGCUCAUCCCCCAGCUGCCCACCUUGGAGAACCUUCUCAACAUUUUUAUUUCUAAUUCAGGGAUUGAAAAGGCUUUCCUGUUUGACGUGGUUAGUAAGAUCUACAUAGCCACAGACAGUUCACCGGUGGACAUGCAGUCCUAUGAGCUGUGCUGUGACAUGAUUGAUGUGGUCAUUGACGUGUCGUGCAUCUAUGGAUUAAAGGAAGAUGGCAGUGGCAGUGCGUAUGACAAGGAGUCAAUGGCAAUCAUUAAACUCAAUAACACCACUGUCCUCUACCUGAAAGAAGUUACCAAGUUUCUUGCCCUUGUCUGUAUUCUUAGAGAAGAGAGCUUUGAGCGCAAAGGCUUAAUAGACUACAAUUUCCACUGUUUCCGGAAAGCGAUUCAUGAAGUGUUUGAAGUUGGUCUGUCUACACCGAGGAUGGGAGCCCAGGCAGCUGGAACGCCCUGCUUGAUGAAGACGGUGGCACUGAAUGGCACCCCCCGGAGCACCGUGUAGAGAAUGCAUAGAUGAGAGGCGGAAAAGAAUAGAGAGGAAGAGGGAGUCAGUGGAAAAAGACAGAAAGACAAUAAAUGGGAGGCGCACUGCCAUGCCAACCAUUCUGCCUGCUCCCAAAUGCCUUAUACACAGAGCAAAGGACUCUAAAGCCUCUGAAAGAAAACACAGAGCAAUGGGGUGGAUGUUUGCAGCAUAACGGGGUAAGCAAUAGGACAGAAGGGAAGAUGCACAAAGAGAUAGCCCUUUGUGUGUUAUUAAAUGGCAUUAACAAACUGGUUUAAAAGAAUAAUUCUAGACCGCAAUCAAAUGACAAGUAAUGCAAGCCGAGGGGAACACAGUGUGGCCCUCUCUGCACAUAAAGCCUUCACACACUGAUCGCUACCUGAGCAACAGAAGCUGAAUGAACCCUGUACUGUUUUACUCCUGGCCUCAUGAGCUGAUUCUACAAAGCAUCCGGUUUAAUCCGACGGCAGAAAUUGUGACGGUACUUGCUAAUGGCCACCGAACGGCGAGCCCAAGCUGGCUGCGUGUACACAACAAUGCUUGUGAAGCCUUAUAUAGAGGAGACUUGCCUGAUGCAAGUACCUGCUUACAAUAUUUACCUAAUCCUAUUUCCUAAGCUGUUGCUUUUUUAAAGGUUUUCCAGGGAGUGUGAAAAGGGAUUAAAUUGCAUUGUGUAGCCUGUUUGUGUGUGAAGUAGGAGGUGCGCACGCGUGUAUGUGUAUUUAUGUAUGUGCGUUCCUUUCCUGCCUGUUGAGGCUCACAGGGAUGUUGUGACCUCACACACAGGGCUGCACAGUUGUAACAAAACAAUAAUUGUAUUUUUUAAAAUUAUAAUUAAUUGAAAUAAACAGUUAUUAUUGUCUCCAGA